AUGAAGGUUGAUAUUCACAAUCAUAUUUUACCAAAGGAGUGGCCCGACCUGAAGCAGAGGUACGGCUAUGAUGGGUUUGUCCAGCUUCACCAUCACUGCAAGGGCGAAGCAAAGAUGAUGAAGGAUGGGAAGGUUUUCCGGGUAAUACAGGAAAACUGCUGGGAUCCAAAUGCUCGCAUAAAGGACAUGGAUAAACACGGUGUCGCGCUGCAGGCCCUUUCGACCGUUCCUGUGAUGUUCAGUUAUUGGGCUAAGCCUCACGACACACUCGAUCUCUGUGUCCUUUUGAAUGACGACUUGGCUGAGACAGUGCGUAGCCACCCCAAGAGGUUUGUGGGCCUGGGCACGCUGCCCAUGCAGGCCCCUGAUUUAGCUGUGAUGGAGAUGAGGCGCUGUGUGAAGGAGCUAGGCUUCCCUGGGGUCCAGAUUGGGUCACAUAUCAACAACUGGGACCUCAAUGCCUCUGAACUCUAUCCCUUCUAUGCUGAAGCAGAGGAGCUGGGCUGUUCCAUAUUUGUCCACCCAUGGGACAUGCAGACAGAUGGGAGGAUGGCAAAGUACUGGCUACCCUGGCUAGUGGGUAUGCCAUCUGAGACAACCAUGGCUAUUUGCUCGAUGAUAUUUGGUGGUAUCUUUGAGAGAUUUCCAAAACUGAAAGUCUGCUUUGCUCAUGGAGGUGGCUCUUUCCCAUUCACUGUUGGCAGAAUUGAACACGGCCACAAAGUCCGCCCUGACCUUUGUGCAGUUGACAACGAUGUCAGUCCACGGAAAUACCUCGGUUCUUUUUACACCGACUCCCUGGUUCACGAUCCCGCCUCCCUGAAGCUGCUCAUUGACAUUAUUGGAAAAGAUAAAGUGAUGCUGGGAACAGAUUAUCCAUUCCCACUUGGUGAGCUACAGCCAGGGUCACUCAUUGAGUCGAUGGAUGUGUUUGAUGAUACACUAAAGGAUAAACUGCUUGCUGGAAACGCACUAGAAUUCUUGGGACUGAAACGGGAGCUUUUUAUGUAA
Molecule: messenger RNA, 1011 nt
Organism: Pelmatolapia mariae (spotted tilapia)
Lineage: Eukaryota; Metazoa; Chordata; Actinopteri; Cichliformes; Cichlidae
Gene: acmsd
Product: aminocarboxymuconate semialdehyde decarboxylase
Exons: 10
Coding region: 1-1011 (336 amino acids)
Biological process (GO): secondary metabolic process
Cellular component (GO): cytosol; cytoplasm
Molecular function (GO): carboxy-lyase activity; hydrolase activity
Source: RefSeq, a predicted model, not a curated record